Molecule: messenger RNA, 971 nt
Organism: Sipha flava (yellow sugarcane aphid)
Lineage: Eukaryota; Metazoa; Arthropoda; Insecta; Hemiptera; Aphididae
Gene: kappaB-Ras
Product: NF-kappa-B inhibitor-interacting Ras-like protein 2
Exons: 3
Coding region: 284-916 (210 amino acids)
Biological process (GO): canonical NF-kappaB signal transduction
Molecular function (GO): GTP binding; GTPase activity
Source: RefSeq, a predicted model, not a curated record
UUUUGUGUACGUCUAGAUCGUUAAUAGUGAUCCUAUUUUGAAUCGAAACUUGUAAAAUUUGAAUACACGUUUGUUAGUCGUUUCGCGAAUAAUAAUGUUACAAGUAAAUCACCCGGCGUAAAAUAGUAACACGAAAAUAUGGAAAGGAUAUACUUAAUGUCUAUAUUUUGAUAUCUUGAUAUAUUUAAUAUCUAUUAUUUUGAUAUCACGUAUGGCACUUUCAUAAUUAAACUUAAAUUUAUUCGAGACAGUUUUCUAUUUCUCUGGAAUCACACAUGUAAACAUGGUAAAAAACUAUCGCGUGGUCGUAUUCGGCGUGAAAGGAGUCGGCAAGACGGCCAUCCUGGAACAAGCUAUUUAUGGACAUUUCAGUAAAAACUAUAAAUUGUGGCCGACUAUCGAGGAUAUAUAUCAAGCAUCUAUUGAAACUGACAAAGGGGUACGUGAGCUGGUUCGUUUUUACGAUACAGCUGGUCUGGACUUAACGCAAUUACCCGAAGUUGGCUUGUAUUCGAAUCCAGAUCCUUCACUUAUGCUGUCAUUUGGUCAGAUAGCAAAGCAGUACGCAUCCAUUUCCGAUGCAUUCGUGUUGAUGUAUGACACUAGUCGACCAGAAACUUUUGAUUGUCUGGUCACUCUAAAAAAAGAAAUUGAUAAAAAUAAGGAAAAAAAAGAUGCAUUUUAUGUAAUCUUAGGUCACAAAAUGAGAGAAAUGGAUAUCAAAGCUCCAACCUUAGAAUGUCCUACUAGUCGAGCAUCCCAUUGGUCUAUAAGAGAAAAAAUGAAACACUUUGAAGUAAAUGCUUUAGAUCGAACUACUUUGUUUGAACCAUUUACAUAUAUUGCAUCAAAAUUCAAUACAACACAACCAAAAAGCAGUUUUCCUCAGUUAGUUCGAAAAAAUACUCAACACUGAUAGCUAAUGCUAAUAUUGACUUAAAAAUAUAUAUAUUAUGUCAUCGUUAAAUUGU